AGGAAGGGGAACAGGAAAGUGUUCAUGAAUCUGAGGGUGAGUUGGAAUCUGAGGAGGAGAUUUUGCAAGUACCCACAUUUCAGGAAACAGAGCAGAGACGUUGUUUUGCUAGAAUAGCUGCCAGAAAUGCAGCUGAGUAAUUAGGAACUGCCCUCGCAGCUGUGAGGGGACUCGGGGCUAUAAAGCAGAAGCAGAUUCAACCAUCUCUUGCUGGUAACAAACUGACUCUAAUGCCUAAGCCUUCCCUCCCCUUGUGCCUGCUUCAAGUCUGCAUCUGGGAAACUGCUUCUAAGGAUUUAUUGCUGUUUCUUUGUCUGAAGUAAGAUUGCUAUUUGAAUGAGGGUGAGUUGGAAUCUGAGGAGGAGACUGGGAGGGGACUCGGGGCUAUAAAGCAGAAGCAGGUGCAGCCAGCUCUUGCUGGUAACAAACUGAGUCUUCACUCCCCUUGUGCCUGCUUCGAGUCUGCAUCUGGGAAACUGCUCCUAAGGAUUUAUUGCUGUUUCUUUGUCUGAAGUAAGACUGCUAUUUGAAUCUGAGGGCGAGUUGGAAUCUGAGGAAGAGACUGGGAGGGGACUCAGGGCUAUAAAGCAGAAGAAGAUGCAGCCAGCUCUUGCUGGUAACAAACUGACUCUAAUGCCUAAGCCUUCCCUCCCCUUGUGCCUGCUUCGAGUCUGCAUCUGGGAAACUGCUCCUAAGGAUUUAUUGCUGUUUCUUUGUCUGAAGUAAGACUGCUAUUUGAAUCUGAGGGUGAGUUGGAAUCUGAGGAGGAGACUGGGAGAGGACUCAGGGCUAUAAAGCAGAAGCAGGUGCAGCCAGCUCUUGCUGGUAACGAACUGACUCUAAUGCCUAAGCCUUCGCUCCCCUUGUGCCUGCUUCAAGUCUGCAUCUGAGAAACUGCUCCUGGGAUUUAUUGCUGUUUCUUUGCCUGAACUAAGACUGCUAUUUGAUUUGGGAAUUUAUCCGAGACUAAGAACUGUGUUUACCCUAAGACUUCCUUGCUUCCUUUUGCAAUAUCCCACUGAGUGUGCUGUUUUUUAUGUUUUGCUGAAGUAAAGCAGUAAAGUAGUUUUCAUUUAUUUACUUAUAGUGUUUUUAAGGCUGUUCUUGAAAGACAAAACAAGAAAAGCUGCCGGGAAGGAGCACCUCGGCCUCGGAAGCCUUAGGAUCGGAAUGCCAAUUGGUUUAAGUCCAGGCUGAGCCCCGCUUGUUGAUUGGGCUAUAAAUAGCCUCUUGACAGCCCUAUUAUAAACCAUACACACUAAUCCUCCAUCCAUCAUCCUUACUGCGUUUCCCUCUCCCUCCUGCUGUAGCUUGCUUAUUGCCCUAAUGCAAUUCAUCUCGGCAGGCUGUGCGGAUGUAUGUAUAAACGUGUGUGAGCAUCUCGGCUCAGAAAUCAUAAUAAUCCCUCACCAAACAAUAACAAUAAUAAUAACAAAGCAAGAGCGGGGAACGAGCAGGUCCUGGUGUUUGUUUAUCCAUACUGGGUGGUUGUAAUCUCUUUAGGAGGAGGCGAGGCGGUACGGGACUCGUUGGCCUGCAGUCAUGCAUUAUUGAUAAUAAUGGCCGUGUCUCUUUAACUGGCUUGGCGCUACGACACUUGAGGGUGCGUGAGUGUACAAGGCAGCAAGCGUGUGUGGAUUGGAUGGAUGCGUGUGAGUGUGUUUGGAGGCAGGCGGCGAGAACGAGAGCCUCUGCAUUGUGCGGAUAAGAGCAUCCUCGUUCAUUUGCUUAUUAUUAUUAUUUAUCCAUUCGUUCGUUCGUUCGCUCCGGCCGGGAUCCGUGGCCUUUUCCACGAGGAUUUCCUUUGAGCAGCGGAUGCUCUGAUGUGCCAAGGAGACGGAGAGCUGCAAAGGAGGAGAAGAAAGAAAAGGAAGGUGGAAGGAAGGAAGGAGCAAGGAGGAGAGGGCCAUUGCUGAGCUCUCUCAAGGAUCAGCAUCGGGUUGUCGAAAAGCCUGUGUCACCUCGCCUUCUUUCUUGUGUUGUUUACUCCGACUCCGGGCAUCCUUCCAUCUUCCAGGUGCGCCUCUGGACAUGACGAGGCCGUCGGCGGUGUGCGCAGAAGGCAUGGCGUGAGCCGGGAAGAAGACAACAACGCUUGGAGGUGCUUGGAACCAUUGGAGGGGGAAGGGCAGGAAUGUUGCAAAUUCCUGGAAAGGCAGCACAGUGACCUUGGAAGAUGUCGAGCCAGAGCAACGGAGACACCAAACCCCCAUGUUUACCCCGGAACGGGCUGGUGAAGCUCCCCGCCCAGGCCAAUGGGCUCGGCUCCGCCAGCAUCACCAAAGGGACCCCGGCCAUGAAGAACCGCCUGUGCCAGCCCUCCUCUGUGCCUGCCGCCAUCAUGGGCCCAGCCUUAGCCAACCACGCCGAACUGGCCUCGCCCUUGCCCUUGUCCUUGUCCGGCCUGGCCGGGGUGCCGUCCCCCUCCGGGGCCGCCUUGGUGGGGCUGGGCUCGGCCGUCGAGGGAGACGUGCCGCCCUCCUCCUUCGAGGCCGAGAGGCCGCUGGCGGUGGACGAGAAGAUCCUCAACCGGCUCUUUGUGUACUUUUCGGCCUGUGAGAAGUGCGUCCUGGCCCAGGUGUGCAAGGCCUGGCGGAGGGUCUUGUACCAGCCCAAGUUCUGGGUGGGCCUCACGCCGGUCCUGCACACCAAAGAGCUCUACAACCUCCUGCCCAACGGGGACAAGGAGUUCGUCAACCUCCAGGGCUUCGCCAUCCGGGGCUUCGACGGCUUCUGCCUGGUGGGCGUCUCGGACUUGGACAUUUGCGAGUUCAUCGAUAACUACCCCCUGUCCAAGAAAGGGGUCAAGUCCAUGAGCCUUAAAAGAUCAACCAUCACAGACGCGGGCCUCGAGGUGAUGCUGGAGCAGAUGCAAGGGGUCAUGCGGCUGGAGCUGUCCGGCUGCAACGACUUCACCGAGGCCGGCCUCUGGUCGAGCCUGAACGCCCGCAUCACCUCCCUGAGCGUCAGCGACUGCAUCAACGUGGCCGACGACGCCAUCGCCGCCAUCUCCCAGCUGCUCCCCAACCUGACCGAGCUCAACCUGCAGGCCUACCACGUGACGGACACGGCCCUGGCGUACUUCACGGCCAAGCAGGGCUACACCACCCACACCCUCCGCCUCAACUCCUGCUGGGAGAUCACCAACCACGGCGUGGUCAACAUGGUGCACAGCCUGCCCAACCUGAGCGCCCUCAGCCUCUCCGGAUGCUCCAAAGUCACCGACGACGGGGUGGAGCUGGUGGCCGAGAACCUCCGCAAGCUCCGCAGCCUGGACCUCUCCUGGUGCCCGCGCAUCACCGACAUGGCCCUCGAGUACAUCGCCUGCGACCUCCACAAGCUGGAGGAGCUGGUGCUGGACAGGUGUGUGCGGAUCACGGACACCGGGCUCAGUUACCUGUCCACCAUGUCGUCGCUUAGGAAUUUAUAUCUCCGCUGGUGCUGCCAGGUGCAAGACUUUGGCCUGAAGCAUUUGCUGGGAAUGAGGAGUUUACGCCUCCUCUCUCUUGCAGGCUGCCCUCUGCUGACCACCACUGGACUUUCAGGCCUUGUCCAGCUUCAGGACCUGGAAGAGCUGGAGUUGACUAACUGCCCGGGGGCCACUCCGGAGCUUUUCAAGUAUUUCUCGCAGCACCUUCCGCGUUGCAUGGUGAUCGAAUAAGCCGCUCCUGGAAAGAAUAUGACCAAUGUCUGGAGCCAAGACCUUCAAUCCCAACCCAGCACUGAACAACCAAUCAGAGUCAUGGUUUUAUUUAUUUAUUUAAUAUAUAUAUAUAUGUGUAUAUAUAAAUAUAAAUAUAUAUACUAUCUAGAUUUUUUUCCAGGAGGGAUGCUGUGACUGAAGCCACACUUAUACACACACACACAGAAAGUUGUCAUGAACAAAAGACUUGGAUCAUCGGAAGAACGACACACUUGGUGUAAGGACGUGGCAGUGACAACCGAACAAAUCCCUCAAGUUUGUAAAUUUCUAUGCCUCCAUCAUUUCCCGUCUUCCUUGUAGUGAUCUGUCCCGAAAUAAUAGUUUUUGGAAAGAAAAAAAAAUUGAUAAAAACUCAAAAAAAACAUAACGAAAGAGGCAUAGAAAAUAAGCAAGAAAAUGCAAUGGCAGAUUGGUGAGUUGGUGGGCAUGCUGUUGCCACUCAGUGCUGGAUGAAAGCGGUUUCCGCCCAGACGUUUCGUGUCACGGUGGAUAGAAGUUGGGUUGCGAGGCGAGUCCUCAUGAAGGUUUUCCCAGGUACGGAUCCUGUACGGACGAGCCUGCCGACGGAACGGUCGCCGUCCUCCGCGUUUGAGGCGGAAAGCCAACGGAGGAACGAGAGAGGAGGUCCGUGGGGUGACAGGCGGAUAUGGAGCAGCUCUGGAUUCCAGGGAAAGGACGCUGCGGCAAAGUGUUCGUAAAGAGAAGCAGCGGAGCUGAAAAUGUGCUCACGCUUCGGAAGAAAAGCUCCGAAGCUUUUGGAGACCCUUGGGAGUUUGGGACCAAGGAAUGCUCCUGAAAGUGAACCGGCCUUUGGCUUCAAGGAGCAAAGUUUCCCAGGAAAACGGAUUUUACAAGCUCACCCGAAAAAUCCUGGCUGACCCUUAAGGUCGUGCGGUGAUUUUUGGCAGACAGCAUCUGCCUCUCGUUUUUUUUUUUUUAAUUUUUUUAAAUUUCCUUUUAAAAUCCUCUCUCUUAUUUUAUUUUUAUUUUUGCUCCCUUCUCCUCUCUUCAGAACAAAAAACUGCAGCCUUUGCAUGCUAGCUUGCUUCCGUCUUGAUGUAAGGCAGGCUCUGGAUUCUGCGCCCGCUGGGCAGGACUCGACCCCAGCUUGGCUUGUCUGUCCCACUGUAAAGCUGAUGUGGCGUUGUGUCCCAUCCAUAUUUCCAUUGACUGAGACGUGGAUCUUGAGCGGAUUGUGCCCUGCUCCUGCCCUUAGGCUUCUUAUCUCGCUGCUUACAAGCCAGUCACAACACGCCUACUCUUUCCCAACUUUUUCCAACUAUACCACCAGCCGGGCCUGCUCUGUAUAUGGUCCUCUCAUCCUUUCUUCUGACCUGUUCGAUGGCCAUCCUUGGCUCUUUCCACGUUGCUUCCACUGAGUUGCUUUGUUGUUGUUUGCAGUGGUCGACUCAGGCACUCAUUCUCCAUCUCCAUCCGCAAGGAGAUCUAUCUGUUCAAGACCUGGAUGGAUGGCACAGCUCCUCGAGGCAACCGGCUUUAUUGUGCCGGAGUCUUUCCGAACCACUGCUUGUAUGCUUUUGCCCGCCGUCGCCACUCGCUUUAGUGCCUGUGCAUUUCGCCUCCAUUGGCUGUGUUAACCGGUAACGGAAGAGGGCGUGGGGAGGGCGUUUGCCCAAGCAGUGCUCAAAGUGCCCGCCUCUCUCCUUUCUAAAAUAUGCCUGAGCAUUGGGUGCCUUUCUCUCCGAGCGUGGUAGAAAAUAUCACUGCCUGUUUUGCUCCACAGCGCAGGGCAAGCGUGCCACCAACCGGCCCUAAAUCAUUACAAGUGCAGGCAUACUUCCCUGAGAGCACAUUAUAGUGAAUGCAGGCAGGGGCGGCUCAAGCGGUAAGCGAACUACGCAUUUGCGGAAGGGGCGCCGUUGAGGCGCAUCCAGGUGCCCAGACUCCAGGGAGGGAAACUCCGCUUCCUUCCUCCCCAAAGCUCCGGCUCCCUUACUUACUGCAAGGAAGGAGGCCAGCGCUUUGGUGAGGGAAACACUGCUUCUCUCCUCCCCAAAGCCCAUCUCCUUUCUUCCUGCGAGGGAGCAGGCCGGGGACUCGACGAAGAGAGAAGCGGCGUGUGAUUUGUUGGGGAGCAGCGCAAAAAGUACUGCUCGCUUACACUUGAAAAUUACCUAGGGCCGGCUCUGAAUGCAGGAGCUUAGCUUCCAAAUAAACAUGUUUAGGAUCGUAUGGCCAUGAGCUAGGUCGUGCCGGCUUCUGUUGUCAGGGAAUAUCAGGGUCGAAAGCAUUUUGCUUUGGCUGAAUUGGGCAAGGACCAAAGGGGAGAUUGAGUCCUCCUCCUCCUUAAGAGUUUCAAUCCCGUUUCCUUGUUUCGUACAAGUGGAACAAGUGCAGGGAGAGGCAUUUAUAACAUAGAAAAAAUUGAUGCCAUAUAACGUUCACGUUUACGAAGAAUGGGAGAGUUGGCCACAUUAUCGCCAAGUUCUGCAACAGAAGGCAUGGGCAAACUUCAGCCCUCCAGCUGUUUUGUACUUCAAUUUGGCCCAUGCCUGCUUUAGUGGGAUAGCCAUGGAGUUUUGAUGCGCAAAGCAACCACCUAUUGCUUUAAUCCAGUCCCAGGCGUUUUACUACAACGCACUGAGCAGGUUCCCACUUCACGGAUGUUUUGGUGGCCUUCUCGUUUUCGCUAUGGUUUGGGAAGGAAGCUCUGUAAUGUUUAAUGGUUGGAGGAGCAGGGAAUGUAUAGCAACGUAGAAGCAGCCCCUAAUUCUAAAGUUCCCGUAGCUCACCAUUCCCUAGUCCAGCCAGCUGUGUUGGACUACAACUCUCAUACUCUGGGUAAGGUGGGAGCUCUUGUCCAGUAUAUCUGGGGACGUUCCAGCAGAAUGAGACCACAGUCACUGUCCACCUUGUUAUCUCUUGUGAGUCUUCCCAGUAUAGCCAGUAUCACCAGUCUCUGUCCAAGGCUUGAUUCAAGCCGAACGUCAACGCUGGUGAUACAUUUCGUCACCAAGGAUAGCCUCACUUCCUGCUCCCUGCAUCCACACUUUCCAGGUAUUCCGAGCAGAUUUAUUUAUCUAUGAAAAACCACAUAUAUCAAAAAAUACAUGAAGCCAUUUUAAAUAGUUUUAAAAGUCACUUUAUUAAAAAAUAGUAUAAAUAUAAGAAGUUAUAAAUAUAAGGCAGACACUGGGCAUCAAUAUGAAAGCCAUUCAUGUAAACUAGUGUUCAGAAGCCUUUUCCUUGUGAUAUUUAAGGGAAUAUACUGUAUAUCCAUCAUGGCGAGUAGCCUCUGAUAGCCCACAUCCUCCAAAAUAUUUUAUUUUGUAAAGCCACCCAGUCUGGCAGCUAAGCUAUCCCUAAUUCCAGGAGUCACAAGUGCCACAGUUUACUUCUCUGAGAUGUAAGAAGGAAUUAUUUUUACCUGCCCUCAAUCCCAAAAUAUUCAACUUGAGUGAAAGGCAUCACUAGUUCCAAUAUCAUAAGAAACAAGAGAAAAUCAAAAGUUCAAGUGAUAACAUGUAAAUUAACCUAUGUUUGCUGUCAUUGAAUUAAUUUUUCCAGCGACAAAAAUAAUAGUUGUGUUGUUGAAGGUUUUCGUGGCUGGAAUCACUGGAUUGCUGUGAGUUUUCCGGGCUGUCUGGCCAUGUUCCAGAAGCAUUCUCUCCUGACGUUUCACCCACAUCUAUGGCAGGCAUCCUCAGAGCUUGUGAGGUCUGCAAGUGGGGUAUAUGUAUCUGUGGAAUGUCCAAGACUACCAGAGCUAGUUAACACCUCCCAACAAAGGAUUCUCCCAGGCAAGAAGCAGCCAGACUUUGAAGCUGCAAGGCCAUUCAAUGCUAAUAAAGGUGGCCCAUUGCAAAAUUCACACUUGUCUCAGACAAUAUAAUAUAAUAAUAAUAAUUUUAUUCUUAUACCCCGCCCCAUCUCCCCGUAGGGACUCGGGGCGGCUUACAUGGGGCCAAGCCCGGUCAUAACAAUAUAAAAGCAAGCAGUAAAACGAAUCAAACAACAAUAAAACAAACAAUAAAACAAACAUCAAAAUAUGCUAUGAUUUUACAAAUUAAGCACCAAAACAUCAUGUUAUACAACAAAUUUGACAGAAAAAGUAGUUCAAUGCGCAGUAGUGCUAUGUAGUAAUUACUGUAUUUACGAAUUUAGCACCAAAAUAUCACAAUGCAUUGAAAACAUUGACUACAAAAAUGUGUUGGAUAAUCCAGAACAUUGGAUAAGUGAGUGUUGGAUAAGUGAGACUCUACCGUAAUUAGUUCUUUUGAGAGGUAACCAAUGCAUAACCAAAACAUUAUAAUUAUAUUAUUAUGACACAGCAAACAAGAUAGAUAUGCUGGAUUUCGUUUCACAAAAUCACAAGUCGAACACUUCCCAAGUGUCUAGGACUGUGUGAUGUAUUUUCGGAUGAUGCUGGAGAUCCCAGUCGGGUGGCCUUUUGCAGUUGGCAGAUCGUAAUUUUGUCAAUGUCUAUUGUUUCCAAAUGCCGGCCGAGAUCAUUAUUAUUAUUAUUAUUAUUAUUAUUAUUAUUAUUAUUAUUAGUAUUCAUUUUCAAACAUAACAAUUCUUCAGUUAUGUUUAAAGUUUCAAGUGACAUUCUCAUUACUUGGAUAUGAUACCCAAGGCCAUAUUUUUUUUGUUUUUAAGCUAAUAAAAAGUAAUAAUUUAGUGACUUUUGGAUAACAUUAAUAUGUAAUCCUUAAAAAACCCCGAAUGGUAAUGAACUCUUCUGGAGCCACUGUGAAUUGUAACAAUAGCUACCAUAAUUCCUCUGGUUCUUACUGAUAUUAAGCCACAGUGUCCUUCCUAUGUUGGCUGUGGAAAGGUUUGGGAUCCCAUGGUUUGCGUGCAAACGGUGCUCCAAACGGUCCGAGGGACCCUAUGAGACAAGGCCAUCCACUGUGUCCCCGUUCAUCCCUCCCGUGUUAACAAACCGCACUUUACGGCUGCCAUUUAUAAUUCCCUAUAAUGUCCCUUAUAUUGCAUCAUCCCAGAGCUAGGUGGGAGAUUAAAAAUAUGGAUUCCAAGCCAUGAGCAUGUACCAAUACAUAGAUAGUAGACAUGUCCAAAAAAUCGUUUUGAAUCGUAUAUCGGAAUUAUUUCGGAUUGUUCUCGCUUUUUGAUACGCAUUCCGAGACAUUGUCUCACAGUGCAACCAGCAAUGUAAUUCGAACCAUUGUUGGCCCAUUCUCUAAUUGUCUCUUAAUGUUUCGUUAAUUCCCCCCCCCCCAUUUUUUAAAAUAUAUAUUUAAUUUUUUUUUUGUUUCUGCAACCUACCUAGAAUGGGAGCUUAGCGCAGCCUAACAUGGCUGCCACUCCCCGGCCAAUCAGAAGCUUCCACGAUGGAUGCAAAGGUGGGGGCUAGGGUUGAUGAGGAUAGGACGGGAGAGCCCUGUAAAAGCCCCCCCCCCCCCCCGGUUCAUUUUUUUUUUUUUUGGCGAUUGCGCAUGCACAUCCGCCAUUUUAGAAACAUUUAGAAUCAUUACGAAUUUUCGGAAAUAUCUGAUAGUUUUGGGUGAAAAAAAUCGGAAAUACUUUCUAUAUCGAAGCGCCAGUGCCCCCUACUUUAGAAACGAGAAUUGAAACAUUUUUUUUCAUCGAUCGGACAUGCCUAGGAGGUACAUUACACCAGGCACAGGCCAACUUCAACCCUCCCUCCAGGUGUUUUGGACUUCAACUCCCACAAAUCCUAUCAUUAGGAAUUGUGAGAAUUGGAAGUCCAAAACACCUGGAGAGAGGGGCAAAUUUGGCUCAUGCCUGCAUUACAUUGAUUUUUUAAAUCUCAGCUGGUUGCCAGAGAGGAGUAAGGGAAGAAGCGGCACGGAUCAUUGUGUAUGAUGCGGGGAUGUUGUGGGGAAAACAAUGUUUGUGAUCCUUGUGAACAGGAACAUCAAUCCCAGCCUAUCAUCAUCCACAUAUAUAUGUGUAUCACUUGAGCUUGAGCAAACAGACUGACUCAGAGGCCUAUGACACUUCUCCAUACAAAGCCACACAACCUUCCCUGGAUGGUGGCACUUGAACCAUGCGCCGUGGCAAACUACUCCCACAUAACGCCCGACGGAUGUGCCUGGAGAUCGGCGUGCUUUUCAUCUGUACGGAACUCAUGAACAAACUUGCUUUUGACAACCACUUUUUUAAACAAAAACAUUGGUAUUUCUUUGGUGCGAAACAUUUUGUUGCCAUAACAUCUUUGUAAAGCUUUAAGCCAGCCUAUUUUUUUAGGGUGACGUUUUUACAACUCCCCGCUCUUUCAUCCUGCCUUGCCUAUCCUGCAGAACUGCAUGAUUGUGAGGGUUGGGUAAGUGAAUAUGGGAGUCGGGGUGGGUUUUUGGGGGGAGGGGGCCUUGCUUGUUGUGGGUCACAGAUGGGGUUCCUGGUCACGCAAUUCAACGUCCCUCCUUGAACUCUCCUGAAGCUUGACGGGAGAGAAGACCAGAUUACACAAUUCUGAAAGGAGGGAAAUUUAUUUGAACAUGCCAUUUGCUAGCUUCAGCCGUCUCUCUGGAAAACUCUGCACACUGCUGAGGAAACCCCAUAGGCUCUGUAAUGUUUAAAUUACCUUUAAUUUCACAAAGGUCAGAAGAUUUGGAAAUGGUUGAACAUAUAGAUCCAUCUCUCGAUGGCAAAGCAUCAGGUGAUUACUAGUCAUAUUUGAUUAACAAUAUUUUUAACCCUCAUCUCCAGAAAAGCAAAAAAUGGUGUCCAGAAAAUAAGAAUAAUACUAUGUGUUGUUGAAGACUUUCAUGACCAGAAUCACUGGGUUGCUGUGAGUUUUCUGGGCUUUUAUUUAAAAGCAAUUACAGUAGAGUCUCACUUAUCCAAGCUAAACGGGCCAGCAGAAGCUUGGAUAAGCAAAUAUCUUGGAUAAUAAGGAGGGAUUAAGGAAAAGCCUAUUAAACAUCAAAUUAGGUUAUGAUUUUACAAAUUAAACACCAAAACUUCAUGUUAUACAACAAAUUUGGCAGAAAAAGCAGUUCAAUACACAGUAAUGCUACGUAGUAGACAUGUCCAAAAAAUCGUUUUGAAUCGUAUAUCGGAAUUAUUUCGGAUUGUUCUCGCUUUUUGAUACGCAUUCUGAGACAUUGUCUCACAGCGCAACCAGCAAUGUAAUUCGAACCAUUGUUGGCCCAUUCUCUAAUUGUCUCUUAAUGUUUCGUUAAUUUCCCCCCACCAAAAAAUAAUAAUAAUAUAUUUUUAAAAAUAUUUUAAAAGUUUUUUUGUUUCUGCAACCUACCUAGAAUGGGAGCUUAGUGCAGCCUAACAUGGCUGCUGCUCCCAGGCCAAUCAGAAGCUUCCACGAUGGACACAAAGGUGGGGGCUAGGGUUGAUGAGGAUCGCUCAAGAAAUGAGGGCGGGAGAGCCCUGUAAAAGUCCCCCCCCCCCCCGGGGUUGCUUUUUUUUUUUUGGCAAUUGCGCAUGCGCGUCCGCCAUUUUAGAAACAUUUAGAAUCAUUACGAAUUUUCGGAAAUAUCAGAAAUUUUUGGGUGAAAAAAUCGGAAAUACUUUCUAUAUCGAAGCGCCAGCGCCCCCUACUUUAGAAACUAGAAUUGAAACAUUUUUUUCAUCGAUUGGACAUGCCUACUACGUAGUAAUUACUGUAUUUACGAAUUUAGCACCAAAAUAUCAUGAUGUAUUGAAAACAUUGACUACAAAAAUGGCUUGGAUUAUCCAGAGGCUUGGAUAAGCGAGGCCUGGAUAAGUGAGAUUCUACUGUAUUUGCUUUUCUUUCAUAGCUGCAGGGGAAGCAAGUGCAAAGAUUUGGUUUCCUUAGUUUGCUGUCCAGAGUUUUCCAUUUGAGACCAUCAUGAGGGAAAGACAAGAAGGUCUGAGGUGGGGCGCAGAAGACAACGACAAAGCCAUUGAAUAGCAGAGUGCCUUCAGAAAGAGUGCAUCCCCCACCCCUGUAGCUUGGAGGUGUUGCUUUUUUUUUGAACUAGAACUCCCAGAAUCCCACCGUUUGAGAUUCUGAGAGCGGUAGUCCAGAAAGCCAUUAUCCCAAGUCUUGUCAUGUCCUUUUCUUAUCAAAGACAGGGGUGGGUGCUAUCAGAAAUGGAUGCUUGAACCAGAUGUUUUGCAGCAGUCACCUUCUCUUGCUGGAGUCAAAGGAACCCACAGGGAGAAAGAGUCAUACAGUAGAGUCUCGCUUAUCCAACGUAAACGGGCCAGCAGAACAUUGGAUAAGCGAAUAUGUUGGAUAAUAAGGAGAGUUUAAGGAAAAGCCUAUUAAACAUCAAAAAAAGUUAUGAUUUUACAAACUAAGCAUCAAAACAUUAUGUUAUACAACAAAUUUGACAGAAAAAGUAGUUCAAACCGCAGUAAUGCUAUGUAGUAAUUACAGUAUUUAUGAAUUUAGCACCAAAAUAUCACGAUGUAUUGAAAACAUUGACUACAAAAAUGUGUUGGAUAAUCCAGAAUGUUGGAUAAGUGAGACUCUACUGUACUCAUAGAAUCAAAGAAUCAUAGACUUCAUGGGCCAUCCAGUCCAAUCCUAUUCUGACAAGCAGGAAAAGCACAUUCAAACAACCCCUGACAGGUGGCCAUCCAGCCUGUUUCAAAGCCUCCACCACAGAGAGUUCCACUGCUGAACAGCUCUCACAGUGACAUUCUUCCUAAUGUUCAGGUGGAAUCUCUUUUCCUGUUGUUUGAAGCCAUUGUUCCAUGUCCUAGUUUCCAGGGCAGUGGAAAACAAGCUCGCUCCCUCCUCCCUAUGUCUUCCCCUCACAUCUUGAUACAUGGCCCUCAUCAUACCUCCUUCUCAGCCUUCCCUUCUGCAGGCUAAACAUGCCCAGCUCUUUAAGCCGCUCCUCAUAGGGCUUGUUCUCCAGACCCUUGAUUCUUUUAGGGGUCUGGAGAACAAGCCCUUUGAGGGUUGGCUUAAAUAUGGGAAAGGUGUGCUAGGAAAUUAAGUGUGGAUUAGUUUUGCGUUUGGAAAUCAUCGUAGCAGAGACAGAACUCUUUUUCAGGGAUUCUCGAAAGAAUACAAUGCAGUCAUUUUGAGCAGUGAUGCAAGGCAAUGAAAUGGGACAAUGAGUAUAGUCAGGAACGUAAGGCAUGGGCCAAGAAGUCCCUGAAUUACGUUUCCAUUCUGCAAUGAACUCACUUAGGCUGGAUCUACACUGCCAUAUAAUCCAGACGAUCAAAACCAGAUAAUUCAGAUUAUCUCCUUUGAACUGGAUUGUAUGAGUCUACACUGCCACAUGAUCCAAUUCAAAGCAAAUACAGUAGUCUCUCACUUAUCCAACGUAAACGGGCCGGCAGAACGUUGGAUAAGCGAAUAUGUUGGAUAAUAAAGAGAGAUUAAGGAGAAGCCUAUUAAACAUCAAAUUCACUUAUGAUUUUACAAAUUAAGCACCAAAACAUCAUGUUAUACAACAAAUUUGACAGAAAAAGUAGUUCAAUACACAGUAAUGCUAUGUAGUAAUUACUGUAUUUACAAAUUUAGCACCAAAAUAUCACGAUGUAUUGAAAACAUUGACUACAAAAAUGCGUUGGAUAAUCCAGAACGUUGGAUAAGCGAGUGUUGGAUAAGUGAGACUCUACUGUAAUGUAGAUUUUAUAUAGCAGUGUAGAUCCAACCUAUAUGGGUCCACUCUGAUCAUAUAAUAAUUAUUAUCUUUAUUCAUAUCCCAACUUUCUCCCCAUGGGGACUCAAAGCAGCUAAUAAUAAUAGUAAUAAUAAUAAUAAUGCAGUGUAGAUCCAGCCUCAGAUUGCAAAUUUGCAUGAAACUCUUGAUUCGGAGAAGCCAGUGCAAACAGCAAUAUCCUAAAUGACUCCUAUUUUGGAUCCAGCCGAGAGUUGACUCUGUUUCCCGCAAGAGUUGCAUCAAUGUCUUAGUCCAAGAGUUUUAGGGCACAACCCAUUAGGAGGAAUGUCUUCAGUGAAAGCCACAUUGAGAUAUAUAUAUAUAUAUAUAUAUAUAUAUAUAUAUAUAUAUAUAUAUAUAUAUAUGGGAAUGGCUCCCUUUGUUCACGGAGGCUUGCAUGGGAGACACUGCCAACUGGACGUCCCCAUUGCACCCCUCUUUAAAGUAUCCACUGGUCCAAAGUCUUAUUUAAAACAAUGGAAGCUGUGAUGUUUCAAAAAAAGGGAAGGGAGGGGAAAGAAGAAAAUAAUAAUAAUAAAAUUCUGAAAAAUCAUUUUCUUACUGUAUAUACAAGCCUCCUUCUCCUGUAUAUUCUGAAGAUAUAACCUUAUAUUUGGUAAGUGUUUCUUGUGCUAUUUUAUCACGUGACCUGUUUAUAAAAAUAUAUAUUAAAAAACUUUAAAAAUACAAAA
Molecule: messenger RNA, 13952 nt
Organism: Anolis carolinensis (green anole)
Lineage: Eukaryota; Metazoa; Chordata; Lepidosauria; Squamata; Anolidae
Gene: fbxl16
Product: F-box and leucine rich repeat protein 16
Exons: 7
Coding region: 2177-3661 (494 amino acids)
Biological process (GO): SCF-dependent proteasomal ubiquitin-dependent protein catabolic process
Cellular component (GO): SCF ubiquitin ligase complex
Molecular function (GO): protein binding
Source: RefSeq, a predicted model, not a curated record